UAAGAGGUGAGGAGAGGAAGCCGACAGCGCUGCUCAUUCUAGUCUGCAGGAUAGCAAGAAAGAUGGUGGAGCUGCUCUGCAUGCAGGCUGGUUGAACGACGGGACUGCUAUGUGGCGUGGCACGGCGACUCGACGUCUCCGCCAGCGUCAACCAGCUGCAGGUACCAAGCAGGUGACUACUGUCUGGCUGACUGCUUGUUGGACGCGUGAGGCAGCGGUAACUAGUUCAAGCAAGCACGCCUAUACUACCUCGUCUCCUCAAAUCUGUGGUCGACCGCCAAGCAGAGUUAGCGAAGUGACUGGAGUUGAUAAUCGUGUGCAAAUCAACUACAUGGCAGCCAAGCGGAGCUGUGACGGGUGGCGAUGGUACGUCUAUAUGCAAGCGUCCCCUUCAAGCACUACAGCUGAGCCUGGUCGCAUUGUCGAAGUAAAAAGUCAUUUAUUCGCAGGUAACAUCGUUAAAUGGGAGAGAUUGUAG
Portunus trituberculatus (swimming crab) is the source of this 478-nucleotide messenger RNA. RefSeq lists its product as uncharacterized. Lineage: Eukaryota; Metazoa; Arthropoda; Malacostraca; Decapoda; Portunidae. The transcript has 4 exons. Bases 110 to 478 code for a protein of 122 amino acids. The record is from RefSeq and is a predicted model, not a curated record.